Molecule: messenger RNA, 1476 nt
Organism: Ostreobium quekettii
Lineage: Eukaryota; Viridiplantae; Chlorophyta; Ulvophyceae; Bryopsidales; Ostreobiaceae
Source: the annotation of a GenBank genome assembly
AUGAGCGGGGAGAAUGGCGGGACGCCGCCGGCACAGGUCUACCACAUGGGCCUGGACACCCUGCGGGUCGACCGACGCGAUUUGCAUCGAAAGAUACGUGCAAAGGUGGAGGCUGCAGUUAAGAAAGCUGUCCCGGAAGAAGAACGAGGGCUCAUUUUGCUUAAGGGUGGAGAGGGCAAGCCUUAUUAUGACACCGACAAUGAGCCUCUGUUUCGGCAAGAGAGCUAUUUCUUCCACCUCUUUGGAGUGGUCGAGAGCGGCUGGUAUGGGGCAAUGGAUCUUGGAGAGGGCACCACCAUCUUGUUCAUUCCCAGGCUGCCUGAGUCUCACGCAGUGUGGAUGGGUGCUCUGAAAGAACCAGAGGAAUACAUUGCGCAGCUGGGCGUGGAUGAGGUGUAUUAUGUUGAUGAGCUGGUGGAAUGGCUUCAAUGGAUUGCACCCAAGUGCCUACAUGUGAUGGAAGGGACAAACAGUGACAGCGGAAACGCCUACGCACCACUAACAUUUGAUGGCAUCGACAACUUUGUGCUUGAGAAGACCACCUUGUUUCCAAUUCUCUGUGAAUCCCGCGUGAUUAAGCUGCCAGAGGAGCAGGCGAUCAUGCGCUAUGCCAACGUGAUUGGGUCUCAAGCGCAUGUAGCCAUGAUGCAUGCGUGCCAGCCUGGGAUGAUGGAAUACCAGCUGGAGGCCACAUAUCUUCAUCACUGUGAAUUUCAUGGUGGCUGCCGCACGGAGGCAUACACAUGCAUAGCUGCUUCUGGGCCCAAUGGCGCAGUGCUGCACUAUGGUCACGAAGGGGCACCAAAUGACAGGCUGAUCAGUGAUGGCGACAUGGUGCUUGCAGACAUGGGCUGUAAGUACUAUGGAUAUGACUCAGACAUAACUACCACCUUCCCUGUGAAUGGGAAGUUCACUCCAGAUCAAAGAUUGGUGUAUGAGUCUGUGCUGGAUGCCAGCGAGUCGGUGAAGGCUGCUAUGAAGCCAGGCGUAUCUUGGCUGGACAUGCACAAGUUGGCUGAGCGCAGAAUACUCGAGGGCUUGAAGAAGGGCGGCCUCUUGACUGGGGAUGUUGAUGAAAUGCUGGAUGCAUUUGUUGGUGGGGUAUUCAUGCCUCACGGUCUUGGUCACUUCCUGGGGUUGGAUACGCAUGAUGUGGGAGGGUACCUGGGCAGGCCACCACGUGUUGAUGAGCCAGGAAGGAAGAGCCUGCGGACUUGUUGUGUGUUGGAGGAGGGAAUGGUGAUAACGGUCGAACCUGGCUGCUAUUUCAACCCGUUCCUGAUCACAGGCGGCUUGAAGAAUCCAGCCAUCAAGGGCUUCUUUGUGAAGGACCGCAUUAAACACUUUGAGGGCUUUGGCGGAGUGCGGAUAGAGGACAACGUCAUCGUGACGUCAGACGGAAUCGACUGCAUGACGAACGUGCCGCGGACUGUGGAGGACGUGGAGAAAGUGAUGGCGGGCGGGUCCUGGCCGUGA